This is a messenger RNA of Cladophialophora immunda, 3283 nucleotides long. Its product is annotated as pre-mRNA-splicing factor cwc22. Gene Ontology annotation, cellular component: catalytic step 2 spliceosome. Gene Ontology annotation, molecular function: protein binding; RNA binding. The transcript has a single exon. The coding region runs from base 118 to 2931 and encodes 937 amino acids. Gene Ontology annotation, biological process: mRNA splicing, via spliceosome. NCBI's taxonomy places the organism in Eukaryota, Fungi, Ascomycota, Eurotiomycetes, Chaetothyriales, Herpotrichiellaceae. The record is from RefSeq and is a predicted model, not a curated record.
GCUGCCUUCGCCGCAAACCUCGAAACGAGAUGUCUUCGCCUUCACCGACAAGGUGACUUUGAAGGUAUGAAGUUAACAACCCUGUAGCCAUCGAUUCGGAUCUCUGGUUUCAUCACCAUGGCGGACACCAUGUUACUGUCGUCCGCCGUCCGCCUCCCCACCCCUCCUCCAGGUGGUUCCUAUUCUCCCGGCCCUUCAGCACCCAGAAAGAGAUCACCUCCGUCUCGGUCGCCGUCUCCUCGACGCCGCCGACCUGCGCCCAUCGAAGACGGUGAUGAGCGGAAACCAAAGGGGGCAGAACCAGAGCGUGAGAUGGAUGAGAGGGAGAGACAACUGCUCGCGAGGUUCAAGCCCAGAGAAGCAGAUGAAGCAAGACGGAAACCCUUGACUGCGGAAGAAAAACAGGCGGCCGCAAAAGCAGAGUACGAGAAACUACUUACGAUGCGAUCGGGCGGCACCUAUAUACCUCCUGCGAAACUGCGUGCAUUACAGUCACAGAUUACCGACAAGUCGAGCAAGGAGUAUCAGCGAAUGGCUUGGGAGGCCUUGAAGAAAUCAAUCAACGGUCUCAUCAACAAGGUCAAUGUCUCCAACAUCAAGCACAUUGUCCCGGAACUGUUUGGCGAAAAUCUGGUCCGCGGUCGAGGAUUGUUUUGUCGGAGCAUCAUGAAGGCGCAGGCCGCUUCUCUACCUUUCACCCCCAUCUAUGCGGCGAUGGCAGCAAUUGUGAACACCAAACUCCCUCAAGUUGGAGAGCUACUCCUCAACCGGCUUGUUGUUCAAUUUCGAAAGGCUUUCAAGCGCAACGACAAAGCAGUCUGCUUGUCUUCCACCACUUUCAUCGCUCACCUGUGCAACCAACAAGUGGCGCAUGAGACUCUCGCUGCACAGCUUCUUUUGCUGCUUCUGCACAAGCCAACUGAUGACUCCGUGGAAAUUGCGGUUGGUUUGACUCGGGAAGUGGGCCAACACUUGGAAGAGAUGAGCCCACCUAUCGCAUUGGCUGUGUUUGAUCAAUUUCGGAGCAUUUUACAUGAAGCUGACAUCGACAAACGAGUCCAAUACAUGAUAGAAGUGCUGUUCCAGGUCAGGAAGGAUCGAUACAAGGACAAUCCGGCCAUUCGGGAGGAACUCGAUCUCGUGGAGGAGGAAGACCAAAUUACACACCAAGUCGAUCUUGAUGAUGAUAUUGAUGUUCAAGAUUCAUUGAACAUCUUCAAGUACGACUCACAGUGGGAAGAACACGAAGAGGCGUAUCGAAAAUUGAAAGCCGAAAUUCUCGGGGAAGAAAGUGGCGACGAGGAAGAUGGUGACGAGAGUGGCUCGGAUGAGAGUUCAGAGGAUGAAGAGGCUGAACAAGAACGUGCCCUGGAAAUCAAAGAUCAAACGAACACAGACCUGGUCAAUUUGCGAAGGACAAUCUACCUAACCAUCAUGUCCAGCCUCGAUUUCGAAGAAGCCUGUCACAAGCUGAUGAAAAUCCAACUCCCGGCGGGCCAGGAAUCCGAGCUACCGUCCAUGAUCAUUGAAUGCUGUUCCCAGGAGAAGACAUACUCGAAAUUCUUUGGCCUCGUCGGUGAAAGGUUUGCCAAGCUUAAUCGGCUUUGGACGGACUUGUUUGAACAGUCCUUUGCCCAAUACUACGACACAAUCCAUCGCUACGAGACAAAUCGGCUACGGAACAUUGCUCGGUUCUUUGGACAUCUUUUAGCUACCGAUGCCAUUGGCUGGCACGUGUUUUCCGUGGUCCAUCUCAACGAAGAAGAGACAACUUCCAGCAGUCGUAUCUUUAUCAAGAUACUGUUCCAGGAUCUGGCGGAAGCUUUGGGUCUGCCUGAGCUUCAGAAGAGGAUGAAGGACGAUAUUCUCCGGCCCAGCUUUUCAGGACUUUUCCCAACAGAUACACCUCGCAACACACGGUUCGCCAUCAACUACUUCACGUCCAUCGGCAUGGGCGCCCUCACGGAGGAAAUGCGCGAACACCUCAAGAAUUUACCGAAAGCUGAACCACCUGCCCUUCCGGCACCAAAGGAUGAUGUUUCGGACUCUGAAAGCGUCAGUUCAUAUUCAAGCUAUUCUAGCUAUACGACGAGCAGGUCAUCCUCAAGAAGUCCGCCUCGACGAGCGGAGAGGAGGUCUCGGUCGUUAACUCCAGAUGACCGGUUGACAGGGAAGACUCGCCGCCACCGUGUAUCUGAUUCACCAUCAAGAUCUCCACCUCCCCCUCGCGGUGCCAACAGAAGGGGAAGGAGCUACAGCUCGUCACUAUCGCGCUCUCGCUCUCGUUCACCCGCACGACGGGUUGUACCGAGACGACGAUCGCGCUCCUAUUCCGUCUCUCGAAGCCCGUCACCAAAGCGAGGACGCGACACCGGCCCUCCGCGGGGACGAGCACGUACACGCUCAGGAUCGUACAGUGGUUACUCUGGUGAUUCUCGCUCGCCGCCUCCGCGUCGUCUUCCGGCUCGGCGCCAGGGCGGUUAUUCGACGUCACGGUCCAGAUCCCGCUCUCCACCACCACGCCAAGCCAGUCCUGCAGUGCAUCCAUCUCGUCAGCGCAACUUCUCACCUCCAAGACGUAAAUCCAGAUCACGUACACCACCGCGGUUCAGCCGUCGGCCAGCACCCAGAAGGAGCCCAAGCCGCAGUCUGUCGCGCUCGCCGUCGCGGUCCCCCCCGCCGAAGCGUAAAGCCGACAGAUAUUCGCCGAGCAGGAGCAGGAGUCGAAGUUUGACCCCGCCACGACGGAGAGCACCUCCCCCAAGGAGAAGGAAUUCGUCUAGUAUCAGCGGACGAUCAGCGUCUAGGUCGAGGUCUCCAUUACCUGCGCGAGGGAUCCAAAACAAAGGAGGAAGGAGACGAUGGUCACCGAGCCCGAGCCCGAACAGACGAGGUGGCGACGGCAGAGCGAGGGCUGCGGAUUUUGACUAGUCCUGACCGACCGUUCAUGGAUGUUGGGCGGAAUGGGUUGGCUUGGUAUAUUGGAAAGGGACGGAAUGUGUGCGAGGAACCCAACCGUGGCUGGUAUUUGGUUGUAGGACGAACAUGAUCCCAAAGCAAAAGAAUACGUCAACACAAGCCCAGCUUUUUGCAGGAGUGGGAGGUUGUGUCUCUUCUCAGCAUAGCGGCGAUAGCAGCAGUGACAGCGAAAGCGAUAGCGGUUUUUCACAAUCAGGUCUCGUUCCAGGUCAAUUCACCCACAGAAAUCAUUGCGGAGUCGUACGCAUGACCAGGUAUCCAUACAUAGGUACUACUAGGUAGUAAUGAGCAGCUCAAGACGCCG